Colletotrichum godetiae is the source of this 649-nucleotide messenger RNA. RefSeq lists its product as uncharacterized. The record is from RefSeq and is a predicted model, not a curated record. The coding region runs from base 142 to 606 and encodes 154 amino acids. NCBI's taxonomy places the organism in Eukaryota, Fungi, Ascomycota, Sordariomycetes, Glomerellales, Glomerellaceae. The transcript is spliced from 2 exons.
UUGUCUACGAGUAAAUGAGUUUAAAUGUUAACCAUCAACUUGCAACGCACACAGAAGCUCGAAACGACUCUGGCUUAGAGAACCGCAAGAUCUCAGGACAACGCACACACAUCAAUAAUUCAGACCUCGUCCUAGCUCAAUAUGCCAGCACAAGCCAGCGAGAAUAAGCCAGAUCUGGCGCCACUGUACAGCGAGGCAGAUCAGAUGGAUCGAGAGAGUCGUAGACAACCAGCACGGCGGCAGUCGCAUAAGGAAGCACCCACGCACAAGACCGAGACCGAAGAGAAGAUUGAGAAGGAAACUCCGAGGUUAAAUCCUGAUGUUUCAGCAUCCACGUCGGAAUCUAGCACGCAACACGAUGGAUUCAAGUACGUUACGCGAAGAUCAAGGAGUCAGCGACAUGAUCCAGCCAAGCAACACGGACAAGUUGGGCAACAGCAGGUUGCACCCCAGAACCAACAAAAUCGACAAGUGCAGACUAAAAGCAGCAGUGGAGCGCCUUCGGUGAAGCUGGAUAUGAACUUGGACGUCGACAUUGAUCUUAAAGCAAAGAUCAAGGGCGAUGUCACGCUGUCUGUGUUAGGGGGGAAACAAAAUCAAAAGUGAUUUCCUCAAAAACCAGAGUCGCGACGAUGAUUAUCUUCAUAUA